AUGAAGUGUGUGGAGAAAGACAUGUGUUAUGAAUAUUCAAUGUCUAAAAUUAUCUUUCACAAAACUCACCUUUAUCUAGCUGCAUAUUGUUCAAAUGGUGUUUCUCAAUUUAAGAAUUUUUAAAGGUUGUACAUAAUAAAAAACUGUUUAAUGCACAUUACUAAUUCUUGUGUUUGUUUGUCUCAGGAAGUAUUUGAAAAAUUUUGAUCAUAUUAACAUUGAGUCCAGUGCUAUUGCAAAGUCUCUUUUACUGAAGAAAACCAAUACAAAUGUGGAUUGUGUAAGGAGUCAUGUGUUGAGACUGUUCAAAGUGAAAAUUGUUCUUCCACCCUACUCAAAUGCUGUUCUUCAAUUCAAAAAUAUUGAAGGUCAGACGUUAUUAUAUAAUUAUUUUUAUGAAUAUUAUAUUUAAGGUUUCUUUUAAGAAAUAAAUUACUAAUCAUCAUUAUUCAUAAUGAUUAAAUUAUAUCUAAUAAUUUUAUAUUUUAUAAUAUAUUUCUUCUUUUUUGUUUUAUUAAUUACAUAUAAUUCUCCAUUGAAUUCAAAUUUUGUAAUGUCUGUAUUGUAUUGUAUUCAUAAUCAUUUCAAUUAUAAUAUGGAACUAUCAAAAGAUGAUACACAUGUUUGCUGUUUGUAGAACAUCUGCCUCUCAAAGGUCAUACCAUUCUGAAGAUAAACUAUAUGAGUGCGGUUUUUGUGAGAAGAAAUAUGUAAAUAAUUAUUACUGUCCUAUGACUUCUCACACAGGUCGCAUUCCUAUAAGUUCUAAAUCAACUCAAAUAUCACAAUCAUUUUACCAAUGUAGAAUUGUUUUAUUUUAGAAACUCAAUAUUUUUAGUUUUGCACACCCAAAUUAUAAUAUUCCUAUCAAAGGUUAUGAAUAAAUAUCAUGUAUUAAAAAACACUAUGUUCACUUUUUUCAUUUUUUUUAUAAGACUGACAUUUUCAUUAUAUUAAUGUUUCAUAAAAACAUUAAAAUAUUAUGGUUAUAUUUUAUAUUAGACCAUCUUUAGUAGAUAAAUGGCUUUUAAUAUUGAAUAUCUUAUAAUAGUAACUCAAGUGUAUUUUGGUUUUAGGAUGCAUUGGCCAAGGAUUUGUCAUCUGUGGACCAAGUUUGAUCUUAUUUUGCUGUAUCCUUAUCUGAAGACAACCAUAAGGAAUGAAGUGUGUGGAGAAAGACAUGUGUUAUGAAUAUUCAAUGUCUAAAAUUAUCUUUCACAAAACUCACCUUUAUCUAGCUGCAUAUUGUUCAAAUGGUGUUUCUCAAUUUAAGAAUUUUUAAAGGUUGUACAUAAUAAAAAACUGUUUAAUGCACAUUACUAAUUCUUGUGUUUGUUUGUCUCAGGAAGUAUUUGAAAAAUUUUGAUCAUAUUAACAUUGAGUCCAGUGCUAUUGCAAAGUCUCUUUUACUGAAGAAAACCAAUACAAAUGUGGAUUGUGUAAGGAGUCAUGUGUUGAGACUGUUCAAAGUGAAAAUUGUUCUUCCACCCUACUCAAAUGCUGUUCUUCAAUUCAAAAAUAUUGAAGGUCAGACGUUAUUAUAUAUUUAUUUUUACGAAUAUUAUAUUUAAGGUUUCUUUUAAGAAAUAAAUUACUAAACAUAAUUAUUCAUAAUGAUUAAAUUAUAUCAAAUAAUUUUAUAUUUUAUAAUAUAUUUCUUCUUUUUUCUUUUAUUAAUUACACAUAAUUCUCCAUUCGAUUUAAAUUUUGUAAUGUCUGUAUUGUAUUGUAUUCAUAAUGAUUAAAUUAUAUCUAAUAAUUUUAUAUUUUAUAAUAUAUUUCUUCUUUUUUGUUUUAUUAAUUACAUAUAAAUCUCCAUUGAAUUUAAAUUUUGUAAUGUCUGUAUUGUAUUGUAUUCAUAAUCAUUUCAAUUAAAUUUGGAACUAUCAAAAGAUGAUACACAUGUUUGCUGUUUGUAGAACAUCUGCCUCUCUCAAGGCGCAUACCAUUCUGAAGAUAAACUAUAUGAAUGCGGUUUUUGUGAGAAGUAAUAUGUAAAUAAUUAUCACUGUUCUAUGACUUGUCACACAGGUCGCAUUUCUAUGUGUUUUAAAUCAACACAAAUAUCACAAUCAUUCUACCAAUGUAGAAUUCUUAUCUUUUAGAAACUUAAUAUGUUUAGUUUUGCAAGCCCAAAUUAUAAUAUUCCCAUAAAAGUUAAGGAAUAAUUAUCAUGUAUUGCAAAAUACUAUGUUCUUUUUAUCAUUUUUAUUAUAAGACUGACAUAUUCAUUAUAUUAAUGUUUCAUAAAAACUUUAAAAUAUUAUGUUUGUUUUUUAUAUAACACCUUUUUUAGUAAAUAAAUGGCUUUUAAUAUUGAAUAUCUUAUAAUAGUAAUUCAAGUGUAAAUCGAUUUCAGGACGCAUUGGCCAAGUAUUUGUCAUCUUUGCACCAAGUUUGAUCCUAUCUUGCUGUAUCCUUAUCUAAAGACAACCAAAAUCAAUAGGGUGUGUGUUCGAAGACAUUUGUUUAUGAAUAUUCAAUGUCUAAAAUUAGCUUUCACAAAACACACUUUUAUUUUCCUACAUAUUGUUCAAAUGGCGUUUCUCAAUAUAAGAAUUUAUAAAGGUUGUACAUAAUGAAAACUGUAUUAAGCACAUUACUAAUUCUUAUUUUUGUUUGUUUUAGGAAGUAUUGGAAAAAUAUUGAUCAUAUUAACAUUGAGUCCAGUGCUAUAGCAAAGGCUCUUUUACUGAAGACAACCAAUACAAAUGCUGUUUGUGUAUGGUGUCAUGUGUUGAGACUAUUCAAAGUCAACAUUUUUCGUCCACCCUACUCAAAUGCUGUUCUUCAAUUCCAAAAUAUUAAAG
Messenger RNA from Cinara cedri, 2810 nucleotides. The record is from the annotation of a GenBank genome assembly. Lineage: Eukaryota; Metazoa; Arthropoda; Insecta; Hemiptera; Aphididae.